Molecule: messenger RNA, 1062 nt
Organism: Uncinocarpus reesii 1704
Lineage: Eukaryota; Fungi; Ascomycota; Eurotiomycetes; Onygenales; Onygenaceae
Product: transcription initiation factor IIB
Exons: 2
Coding region: 1-1062 (353 amino acids)
Biological process (GO): transcription initiation at RNA polymerase II promoter; transcription preinitiation complex assembly
Cellular component (GO): transcription preinitiation complex; nucleus
Molecular function (GO): RNA polymerase II general transcription initiation factor activity; TBP-class protein binding
Source: RefSeq, a predicted model, not a curated record
AUGGCGACUUUCGGGCCUACGGUUCGAAAUGAGGCUCCACCAAAUCUGUGGAAAGAGAAUCUUGCCGCACGGUUAAUCUGCCCUGAGUGCAAGGAGAAUCCUCCGAACCUGCGAACGCCUGACUCUCAUGAAACGAUCUGUGGCUCCUGUGGCCUUGUCCUCGCAGAUCGAGAGAUUGAUCAACAUUCCGAAUGGCGUACGUUCUCGAACGACGACCAAAACAAUGAUGAUCCAUCUCGUGUUGGAGACGCUGCCAACCCUCUAUUGAAUGGGAAUCAGCUUGAAACCCAAAUCUCGUACGGGCAAGGUGGUGCCAAAACACGCGAGUUGCAUCGUGCGCAAAAUAAGAUGUCUAGUGAGAAAACCAACCGAGCUUUGUUGGCUGCUUACAAGGAGAUUGGCGCACUCUGCGACGGGUUCAAUAUUCAAAAGAACGUUGCGGACACUGCCAAGUAUCUUUUCAAAAUCGUAGAUGAUGCGAAGGCAUUUAAGGGCAAAUCCCAAGACGUCAUUAUUGCCGGAUGCAUUUUCAUUGCCUGUCGUCAGUGCAAGGUUCCACGUACGUUCACAGAGAUCUUCGCCUUGACACGAGUGUCCAAGAAAGAGAUCGGAAGGAUUUAUAAGACGUUGGAGAAGUUCUUCACUGCGCAGAACAUGGAGAGGAUUAACUCCGUUGUUUCUAGUGGAGGAGUCCCAGACCCCAAUGAAACCUAUACUGCGACUACCUCCACGAAACCAAGUGACCUUUGCAGCCGUUUCUGCAAUCUGCUUGACCUACCAUUCCAGGUUACAACUGUAUCAUCUGCACUUGCUGACCGGGUUACCUCAAUGGGUGACCUCGCGGGUCGCUCUCCGUUGUCCAUCGUGGCUGCUUCCAUCUAUAUGGCGUCGUUCUUGAUGGGCCAGGGCAAGUCGGCGAAAGAAAUCUCUGCUGUUGCCCAUGUUAGUGAUGGCACGAUCCGUGGCGCGUACAAGCAACUUUACGCCGAGAGGGAGCGAUUGAUCCACCCUUCUUGGAUCAAGGAUGGCAAAGGCGACAUGAAAAAUCUCCCACCAACCUAA